This is a messenger RNA of Harmonia axyridis, 885 nucleotides long. RefSeq lists its product as uncharacterized. The record is from RefSeq and is a predicted model, not a curated record. Bases 1 to 885 code for a protein of 294 amino acids. Lineage: Eukaryota; Metazoa; Arthropoda; Insecta; Coleoptera; Coccinellidae. The transcript is spliced from 2 exons. Gene Ontology annotation, molecular function: catalytic activity.
AUGGAAAAGUCUUCGUACACAUUCUUAGACCCUUCGUGCUAUGUCACUCCAAUCAAGAGGCAGCUUGUUAUCGCCUCAGGAUAUUUUCCAGGAGACGCCAUCAGCCCACCACCGGAGGAAGUACAACGCCUCAUCGAAUGGUGCCGCAUGGAGAAGAAACAACUGAUUCUGGGCUGCGAUGCGAACGCACCCCACAAAGUAUGGGGCAGCACAGAUAUAAAUCAUAGAGGUGAGGAUUUGCUUGAUUUUCUAUUUUCUACUAACAUAGAGAUAGUAAAUGUGGGUAAUAGUCCAAUCUUCAUGAAUGCGAUCAGAAGGGAAGUAAUUGACCUUACACUGGCGACCCCUUUUAGUGCGGGGAUGGUCAAGAACUGGAGGGUCUCAGAAGAGCCAUCCAUGUCAGACUAUAUGGCAAUAGAAUUCAACGUUGAAGCAACUUCUUCAGCUGAUGUUGAGUGCAGGAUACCCAGGAAGACAGACUGGGAACUUUACAUAGCCCACAUAAUUUCUGAUCUGAAGGGCCUGAAAUACAACAUCAGCUCCAAUGAGGAUCUGGAGAACGCCUCUGCUCACUUCACAUCAUGUCUGAAGAGGGCAUUUGAAAACAGUUGUCCACUCAGGAAGAAAACGAUAUCCAGAGACGUCCCCUGGUGGAACAAUCAUUAUGAAAACCUCAAGAAAACUGCUAGAAAAGCCUUCAAUAAGGCUAAGCGAGAAGGCAGCUGGAAUGCCUAUAGACUAGCCCUGACCAACUACAACAAAGAGGUCAGGAAAGCCAAAAGGCAGUCCUGGAGAAGCUUCUGUGAGGGAAUAGAUAAAACAGCCCAGCAGCUAGACUUCAAAAGGUACUAUCUAAGGAUCACUCUAACCCAAUUGGCCAAAUAA